Molecule: messenger RNA, 9064 nt
Organism: Chelonus insularis
Lineage: Eukaryota; Metazoa; Arthropoda; Insecta; Hymenoptera; Braconidae
Gene: br
Product: broad-complex core protein
Exons: 6
Coding region: 1143-2513 (456 amino acids)
Biological process (GO): regulation of transcription by RNA polymerase II
Cellular component (GO): nucleus
Molecular function (GO): protein binding
Source: RefSeq, a predicted model, not a curated record
UAACUAUACCUCGCCUACCCGACGUCGCACACGCACUCACUCGCUCACCCGCUUAUCCGCUUGGUGUUCACUCUUUUUUCACACACGUAUACAUCACGCGCACGCACACACCGUACCCGAAAAAAGUGCAUGGGAGAGGCGCAGCAAACCGAACCGCGCGCGAAUCAAGUGCUUUGGCCAGUCGCGUUCCCAAUCACUCUACGACUAGGUAGUCUCGGUGUCCAAAAGCUGCUGGUGUCAUCUCUUCAUCCACGAUCCUCCCUCGAGUUCACCAACCACCGCGCUACUCACGUUUUACCCAAGUCGCACAAGUUAUACGAGUAGUCAGUGAUUUAUCAAUCGAUAUCAUCUAUCGAAUUUGUUUUUUGUUAGUUUUAUUAAAAUAAUAUUCAAAUAUUACGGACUUGGUGUUGGUGGAGAACAACGUGGUGUUUGAGAUUGAUCAUCAAUUGUUGAGGAAAAAAAAAAAUACCAAGUUAUCAAGAGAGGAAGCCACGCGUAUGCACGAUUUUAUCGUCGAGACGAGUAGGAGGCGGCGAACAAACGGCAUACCGAAGGAAGAGAGAUUAAACACGAGGACUCUAGUUGCUUCGGUGACCGGUGGUGAUUUGAGUGAGAACACAAGACUGAAAGAGAGUUUAUGUGACGAGACUGUGACGUUAUUGACUAGACGAUAAAUAGAUAAUUCAAUAAUAAAUCAAGUGUAUAAUAAGAAUAAAAAGACGUCAAUAGCAUAGAAAUAUUAUAAAUAUAAAACACCUCGUUAUUUGGAUUAUUACUAUAGUCUUAGUGUGCAAUUGCAGCACAUAACAUUUUCAUUGCCAUGGACGCAAACUUAAACGCAAGUGGUCUAAUACUACACGAUAUCCUCACGAGCCACAAGACAGCCUAGACAAAGUUGAAGAGACGAACGCAGCAGAGGAAAGAGUUGUGAAGAAAUUAAGAGCGAGAAAGAGUGUGAAGGAGAGGAGGCGGCGGCGGUGGUGGUGGAGAAGAAGAAGCCUCAACUGCAGACAUAGACAAGUCCAACAUCGUGUGUCACACAGAGAGUCGUCAUAUUUGUCGACUUAGCACCACGCAAGGACACCGCAGGAAGCACACACUUCACUUUGCGUCGACGAUCAAGGUGAAUAAACAUAACGAUGGUAGAUACGCAACAUUUUUGUCUGCGAUGGAAUAAUUACCAGAGCAGUAUAACGUCCGCGUUUGAGAAUCUUCGGGAUGAUGAGGACUUUGUAGAUGUCACGUUAGCCUGCGAUGGAAAGAGUCUCAAAGCGCACCGCGUUGUACUCUCUGCAUGCAGUCCAUACUUCCGUGAACUUCUUAAGAGCACACCGUGCAAACAUCCGGUGAUAGUACUUCAAGAUGUAGCGUUUAGUGAUUUACACGCUUUAGUAGAGUUCAUUUAUCAUGGAGAAGUAAACGUUCAUCAACGAUCUCUCAGUAGUUUCUUAAAAACUGCUGAAGUUUUAAGGGUGUCUGGGCUUACGCAACAAACAGAUUCAAAUGAACGAGAUGAGUUAUCCCAAGUGCGUGCGUUAGCGGCACGUACUAACCAUGUACAACCCCAUGAUAAACUGUCGGAUGAGGGUUUUCCAAGAGGUGGAUCCCCACCAACACCGGUCACCCCAACUCCCACGACGGUACAGCAAUUGUUACGCCGAACACAAAUACGUAGGAAUGAAAGGCGCACACCUGAUGAACAUGAUGAAUCGAUAAAGAGAUCCCGAUUACCUUCACCACCGCUCAAUAACAACGAUGCAACACCAACAGAUUUUUCCAUGGUUAAAAAUCACCUGUUAUCUAAGGUAGAAGGCAAUGGUUUGCAUGACGAAAACAGUCGUAUGGAAGAGAACAUCAAGUGUGAGCCACUGGAGUUAACUGGAGGGAAUGGAGGUACUGCAACCCACAACGAAGACUCUUCGGACUCUGGGGCAGCAGCUUCUGAUCGACCACCGGCAUCAGCGAGUAGUAACGAACACGAGCAUGAACCUGAACAUCCGUCAACGCCAAAUUUUCUGCCAGAAAGUAAAAUAUUUCCUACAACACCGGGGAGCUUUAACUUCACCAUGGCCGCACUUACUACGGAACACAAUCCAUUGUCAGUAAAAUUUUCAGGGUUAAGUCAUGGACUGCAGACGCCGGAUUUAGCAGGAACUUCGCAAGGUACAGGGAAUGGGAUGCAUCCAACGACGACGCUUCCCACAAACAUGUACCGAAUGCCACCGCCUACUGCAGGCGGCAUCAACGAGCCACAAGAAUGUCCCUACUGUCGUCGUACCUUUUCCUGCUAUUAUUCAUUGAAACGUCACUUCCAGGACAAACACGAACAAUCAGAUACUCUGUACGUGUGUGAGUUCUGUAAUCGUCGUUAUCGCACGAAAAAUUCACUUACGACGCACAAGAGUCUUCAACAUCGUGGUUCGAGCGGCAUGCUCAAGAGGUUACUCAAGACUACAGCUAUGAAGAGUGUCCUCGCACAACACCCACCGAUGCAACAGUUGCCUCAAUGAAAAUGGUGGUCUGUUCGUCAUUGCUCUCCUACUGUUAGUAGAACACUUAAUGGUCGUUAUCACACCAGUUACCGUCAUUAUUGAAUCACUGGUAACAUUAUUAUAAUUUAAGGAGACAAUACGAUCGGAUGAAAAUUUAGCUAAAACUUAUCAUGAUCGUCAUUUGAUUAAUUAUAAUCAUUUCGUGAUCUCGGACUCGUCUUGCGAUUGAUCGUUGUUUUGGACAAUCAAUGGGAGUCGUGUUAGCUCAGUCAGUAAAUUAUAAAGAAAAAAAGAAAAUACAUAUGUAAUACUGUCAUGAGUGUUCUUUUUAUGAAAUUGGCUCAGCGUAUCGCCUCGCUUUCUAUUAUUCAAUUCGACUUUUUUUUUCAUAUUCGUCAAGACUGCGUUGAAUCCAAAGAAUGGGGACGAAUUGACUGAGAAAUUAAAAUAAAUUUUACGUAAUUAAGCUUAACCAAAAUAUUAUUAAUCGAUCGGGAACAUUCCAGAAUGUUAUUAAGAGGCAAAGAAAUCGAUAUAAAUUAAAAUAUUUUUUUUGUUAUUAAUAGAAAAAAAAAAGAACUGAUUAAUCACCGAUCGAAGAAAAGAUUUUAAAAAAAAAAUAUUUAUGUAUAAAAAGAAAAAAGUAGAUGUGACGAAAAUUUUAUUUAAUUUGUGGAAAUGAGAUAAUUUUAAUUAUUAUUUUUUUAAUUAAAGAAAAAUGGCAAGUUUGUUUUUUAAGCACUUUCGUUAUGAAUAUGUGCGUUAACGCGUUAGGGAAAGCAGGAUAAUGAUACUGGCGUGAUAAGUAGACGUCUCAAUCCGCAAUUACGAGAGGUAGAGACUAGUAAAAGUGACUCGUAUAAGAAAUUUAAAAAAAAAAAACAAGAAUUCUUAAUUGCACGUUUCAUUAUUUACUUUGAUGUUCAUAAAAAAUAUAGAUGUACAACAAAUUGAAACGUGCAAUAAGAAAUGAAUAAAUAAAUGCAAAUAUGAUGUUAUAUUAUUAUAUAUUAAUAAGUCAAGACAAAUUUAGGAUAGCCAUAAACGUCUUAGGCCUAAGUGGAAUUCAAUUACGAAAUCUAAUGUGCUCAAGUUCCAUAAAGUCUUACAAAUAAUAAAUAAAAGAUAACAGUGGCAGAUAGAUAAGAAUAAAAAUAUUAAAUACUAUGGAUUCAUACUUUAUAAAGGUCCAUCACACAUGCAAAUCACAGACUAUAUUUUUAAUUCUAUAAAAAUAAUAUUUUGAACUGUGUACAUAUAUACAUACAUAUAUAUAAAUAUAUAUUAUAUAUAUUAUAUUCGUACAAUAUUAAUUACAAAUAAUGUUUCUAUGUUUAAAUUUUCUGAAGGUAAAAAAAGCACUACCUUACAUUCAAUCUGAGUACGACAUCAGGACUCUUUAUAUAUAAAUAUAUAUAAUAAAUAUCCUCCUUUUUCUUAUAGCGACAGAUAUGUCAGAUAUAUCCAUUUAAUUUCACUAUUAGCUCUAAUUGUUACUAGCAUUUUAUCAGGAAUCACGUCCCGAUGUCGUGCAUCAUUUUUUAAACGAGUAGACAUAACAGAAUAAUCUGUUUGAUCUUUCUAUAAAACUUUUUCAUUUCUACCAAGAGUUUUUUACUCAAUAUCAUAUUUAUCACUGAAUUCUGUUGAUGGAACUUUUGGAAAUUGACUACUUGAUCACUAUUACAUAUAAGAAUGAUUUAUGGUAGCAGUGGAUUUUUUUCAAAUGAUUAAAGAGCUUUUAUAAAUAUUUAUCAAGCAGAUUAUUUGUUUGAAAUAUUUCCCAAAAUAAUCCGUACUGAAAAUGGUACAAGUAAAAAAUUCUAACAGUUCUUUUUGAUCGUAACAUAUUCAGGUGUGAAACUCAGAGGUAAAGCACAAAAAAUUGUGGUUUUAUCGAAUAUUAAAAAAAAAAAUAAAAAAUGCCAUUAUUAUUAAUGAGCAAGUACAAAUAAUUAAGAAAGAGCAACUAUAUUAGAUUCCGUAGUAAUGAAUGAAAAAAAUGUGUGAAUUUAAAAAAAGAAAAAUGAAAUUAAUUCUAGACAUAUCGAUUGAUUACGGAGUAUACCAUAAAAUUAUACGAUUUAGAUAUAAGUAUCUCCACGGAGUUCACUUUGACGACGAUGGAGUGCAAAUUUGUGUCAAAAUUUUUUUUAAGUCGUCUGUAUAAGCUCUAAAAAAAUUUUUGAAAAUAUUUGCAACUCAACAAGUUAUUAUCAAUAAUCAUAGUGUGAAUGACGAAUGAAAUUAAGAAAAAAAGAACGAAAAAAAUGUUUUUCUAAAACCAAAAUUAUCUUUAAUUCUUUCAUGCCAAAUUUAUUUUUGACUUUUAUAUAUAUUGUAGAUGUAAAAAAAAAAAGUAAGCUCAAAUAUGGAGAAUUAUAUCCUAGUCACAUUUGGACUCUUCUGUGAUACUGUGAUAAAAAAAGGGAGAGUAAAGUUUAAAAGACACGAAAAAAAAAUUCUUAGAGCUAAUGAAAUUUUCAAAAAGUUAUUUCACACUAUGAAAGUCAUCGAAUAGUUGCAAAUAUUAUACAUGAUGAAGAACAUAUUGAUUAUAUCGAAAAGUUCUGUGAUGUUUUUUGAGUUGCUUGCACGAAAAGGGCUGUAUUCAAAAUUUUAAUAAAUAGUAUGUUAUACAAAACUUAUAAAUAUACUAUUUAAGAAUUUUCAAUAUAUAUUUUUUCGUGGGAGUUUGUCUACUAAAAAAAAAUGAUAUUAGUCAAAGGUAUACGGAUUCGAAUUUAUCGUAAAUGUUGUGAAUUUGGUCGUCAGAAGAUAAAAAUAUUUCUGACCGACUUGAUUAAAUUAAAAUAAUUAAAUAAUGGAAAAUUAAAUCAGUAAAAUGUCUGCUUAGUUUGUCCUAACUUAUAAUUAUUUUUACUAAACUUUCAUUCAAUGAUUAUUUUUUAUAUGUGACUUUAUUAUUUUAAGACUAUAAUAUUUUAUCAAAACUUUAAGAGAAAAAAGUUCUUUAAAUAUGAACGAUGAAUGAAAGUAAUUAAAAUGUUUUUUAAAGAAAAGUUUAAUUUUAAUUGAGUAUUGGAUGCAGACGUUUUGCUACUUUUGAGUGAACCAAAAAAUUAUAAUGUGCCAACGCAUUGAGAAAUCUGACGAAAAUAAUAAGUAAUUAAUGUAAAAAUAGUUAUCGAAAAAUAUUAUCACACAUUAUUAAACAUUACUACAUUUAUUUUUUUUGUCUUAUAAACUUUAAGGAGGACUGAAAGAGGAGAAUAUUUUAAACAAUUUUUAUUUGCACUCUUUCGUAAUAAUGUAAAUAUGAAACGAAAAAAAUAUCCAUAGGAAUAAAGAGAAACUUCUACUAUAGACUGGUAUCAAGCUCGUUAUGUAAACAGAAAAUCUUUAUUGAUUAACUGUGGAAAAAUGGAAAUCAUUGAUGCCACUUAUAUAGAAUAAAGCAUUGAAGUAUUCAGUUGUAAAUUGAGAUGAAUAUCAUUGCGCCUUUGUGUUAAAUGUAUACUUGAUGCUUUGUGAAGAAUGUAAUUUCGAUAUGUCAACCGAUUUAUCUGGAAAAAAUUGACCGGAAAUCAGGGAUAAUUUUUGGCAUUAAUAAGUUUAUUUCGAAAACGUUAUUAUAAGAUUAUCAAUUUUCUUCCAAAUUAGUAAUAAUGCAUAAGUAAAUUUGAGAUAUUCCACUUCCGGCAAUUUUCCUUCCACUGUGAUCAGCAAUUUUCGAUUGUCAGCGUUUUUUAAGACUAUUGUUUAUUUUUACUAUAAUCGAAAAUUAUAAAAAUAUAAGGAAAGGAAAAAAUGAACAUUGUUACACUCUUUUGCUCGACAUUUAUCACGAGUUUGUAAAGAGUAUAAAAUCUCAAUUUAAUUUUUAUCGCGCUGUGAAGGAAUACAUUUGUUACGUGUGAAUUUAAUUUCAAGAAGGCUGAUUUUUAUAAUUUUUAAAUGUCAGUGUAAUUAGACAAAUCGAAUUUAUUUUGACUUGUUUCCAUUUUCGUUUUUUUAAAUUAGGAAAUUUAACUUAUUAGACUGCUCCAAUUGGUUUCAAUUUUGUUGAUCAUGUGAUAUUGUUUUACCAAAGAAUGCUACAAAAUUAAUUUAAAAAAAAUAUUUAUUUAGCAAGAAAAACUGCAAACUGAUCUAAAUUAACAAUAUUCAAAGCUUGAUGAAGAUUGAUUUUAUUAUAUCAAACGGUUUUAGGUUUUAAAAAAAUUUUAAAAAUUAAAAAUAAAAAUGAAAAAAGAAACAAGCUAAUAAAAGCGUUGAAUAGUAAUGGCAGAAUUUUUCUUUGUUUCUGAAUCUUCUUGAAAGAUUGAGGAAUUUUAUUACAGCAAAUUAGAAGAGAAAAAUUAAAAUUGUCGAACAUAGGAGAAAGACUACUUAGAUUUAUUUUAUAAUGUCUUCAAAAAGACUUAAAAUAUAAUAUUUAUAUUGUGCCAUAACUAUUAUUAAUAACUUUUAAGUAGAAAUUAAUUGUUACAAAAAAAAUUCUUAAAUUUAUCAAAUGGGAAAAUUGCAAAACAAAAUUAUUACUAGCUAUGAAUAAUCAUUGCGAAAAACUAAAAAAAAAAAAUCUUGUUUUUUCAGAACGUUCAUCACAAUUUAGUAAACAAACUCUUUAAAUGAAAUAAUUUCAUUAUUGUAUGUUAAUAUUUUCUCUACAAUAAUUUUUUUUUGCUUUCCAUAAUCAUCAAAAGCCUAUGCCUCAUUGUAACAUGAAAAAUUUCUUUUCUUUUAUGAAAAAUUAUUUGAUAAGCACCAAAGUUUGUGUUCGUACGAAAUUAUUAGUUAAUAAGUUGGUGUUUUAAUUAUUUUCGAAAAAUUAUUUCAAAUGAUUUUCUUCAAAAUAUUAGGAUUUUAAUUAUUAUUUUUCUCAUCAAAAAAUAACUGUAUCAUGAUAAAAAAAAAAUUUGUAAUUAGAAAAUAACUCAUUUACACUCGAUGUAUUUACUACAUGAUUUCAUGUGCAAUGUAAAUUACAAUAACAAUUCUGAAUUUAAGACUUUGAUAUUGAUCGUCAAUAAAAUGUCGGAAUUGGCGUAAUUUUGUUAUAUGUAGAAAAACAUCGAGCGUAAAAGUGCGAAAAUGUGAUAACAGUAAAUCGAUAACAAAAAAAAUCAGUGAUGAAAUUGUCGACCACUGCCGCACAUCAUUGAAAAAUAAUUUGAAUGCCCUUUUUUUUAUCAGCUACUAGAGAAUUAAUAACAAUAAUACUAAGUAAUAUUAGAAGUUUUUCUCCUCUGUUCAUAUUUAUAAUUAUGAUUUAUAAAUAAUACUUUUUCAUGUUAUUUCAAUCCAGAAUGUUUUUAUGAUCAUAUAUUAUACGAUAGUUAGGUAUCGCAUUGCACUUUUUGUACUGUAUAUUUUUCUGUAUUUGCAAUAUUCUUUAUAUAGCAUUUUUUUCGUUUGUUUUUCCUACACACACUGAUUAAUUUUAAUUAGAUAUAAAUUUAGACACAUCUGUUUAAGCAGUUUUUACAUAUAUAUCAUCACAAGAUAUUGCUAAUAGCAGUGAAUCCUAAUGAGUUGAUGUUUGUAUCUGAAAUAAUUAAUCACAAAUACUAAUUGCAAUGAUGUUUCUGAUGGACCAUGUAUAUUUAUAAUACAUUCACGCGGGCAUAGGUAUUUUAAAAACGAAUGUAUUAUCAUUAUACAAUACAUAACAUAUUUUUAUUAAGGGCUAUUCAAUGUACGUUAGUUCAUUGAUGUACGAUAUAAAAAUUACGUAACAACUUUUACGUUACGUUAUCAUUUAUGUACAUACGUAUACAUAUCUAGACAUACAUAUUAUGAUAAAAUAAUAAUAUUUUUUAAGGUACUCCACUAGUUUUUUUCUCGCUAUUACGUCCGUUGUCGAAGUGAUUGUUGAAAUAUGUUUAUGACGACUUGACAAAUGCUUAUAAUUAUUAUCAGCGUAUUAAUGUGUUAUAUUAUUAAUUAUUAUUAUUGAUAAUUAUAUUCUAACUAUCUUCAUUAUUAUUAUUUCUAUUAAUAUAAUUAUUAUUAUUAUUUUUAUUAUUACAAUGAUUAUUAUUAUUAAUAUUAUGAAUUAUUAUUAUAUGAUUAUAGUUAUUAUUGAUGUUUAUGUUGAUUUCCUAAAUUUCUUUACCUUAAAUACAUGAUAAACUAAAAAUUUAAUAUUAUUCCCGUUUAAAAAAUCAAUUACGUUUGUAAUCGUUGUGGGAAAUUUUUCCCAGAUUAAAUAAUAAAAUAAACAAUUUUUAAAAGCCAGGAAAAGUGGUUAUAUAAAAAAAUUUGAUAAUUUUCUGAUUAUUUUCUUUGAAUAGAAAAAUUUGGUACAGAUACAGUCAAUGAUUUAUGUAAUUCGUCCACAUAUUUUCCGUGAUAAUUAAUGCUAUCGAAGUCAAGGGCUGGAAUGUACGAUUCUAAUAUGUAUUCAAUGAAAGCAGUUGAUUAUGCUCACCCUGUUAUUAUAGUACAUGAUAAAGCUUGGCGAAAUAUUCUCUUGUAUCAAAAUAGAGUGAUCUCUCGUACAUAGUGUGGCCCAAUAAUGUAAAGUAACAAAGUGCAACACGCUGCCUUGCUAAACAAUACAAGUACAAAAUGAAUACAAAUACACUAAAAAAAAAAAAAAA